Molecule: messenger RNA, 4496 nt
Organism: Taeniopygia guttata (zebra finch)
Lineage: Eukaryota; Metazoa; Chordata; Aves; Passeriformes; Estrildidae
Gene: LRRC32L
Product: transforming growth factor beta activator LRRC32
Molecular function (GO): protein binding
Source: RefSeq, a predicted model, not a curated record
AGAAAAAAAAAUCCAUUGCACAGCCCUUUCUGGAAGGCAUUUACAUUAUUUCCCAUUCAAGCAUUAAAUUGAAUUUAUCCUUUCCCCCAAGGGUGCAUUUGGUCAUCCCGCUGUGCCACAGAGACACAACUGAGCUGUUGGGAAACCAAACAUAUGUGUUGUCCCUACUGUGAAGGUUUCCUCCCAUACAGCCUUUUCCUGUGCAUCCCAUUCUGCAUGGACGUGGAGUUUUGGGUUUGCGACUAGCUCCGUGCCCCUGAUUCACUCCAUCCUCUGGGAAUCUGCAAGCCAACAGCUGUGGGACAGGCACGGAUGACUUCAGAGACAAGCACGUGUCUGCAAAGCCUGCAGAGGGGAUCUUUUUGUGGAAUUUACUGACUGUUUCAUGUGUCAAUACGAGAGGAGUGUAAUUACCAGCUGAGAAACUGCAGAAAAUAAGCCAAGACUGAAUGGACGAAAUGGAAAAUAAAGAGAAGCGCAGAGGACACACACAUUUUAAAACAAUUACGGAGGUAUGUAUUCACAUGCUUGUGGGAGCCUGGGAAUACAUAAGAGAUCGUGACUGCAAAGGAAUGAAUUCACAGACUGGUCUAUGGGGAGUAUUUUUUUUCCCUGUGACUUCAAACUUCUCUCGGAGCUCACAGAGUUUUAGUCAGCUGGCAUGCGAUAGAGGUACGGCUUCCCUAAGUAAACUCUUCCUCGACUUGUCCUGGAAAAGCUGCGGGGAGAGUCUGUGAGACAGAAGGCUGCAAGCAGAGGUGAAUCCUGCUCCUCCUCCUCCUCCUCCAGCCACAGAGCAGAACCAUGAAACUGAACAUCAUCUUCUUGCUGGCCGUGGUGAACACAGGAACCUUUAACUAUCAUCCCAUAGAGGGGACACCCUGUGAAAUGGCAAAUUCACAGGCAUUUUGCCACAACAAAGACCUCCACCAAAUCCCUCACGAGCUCCAUCGGAAUGUAAACAAAAUAGAUCUGUCUGGAAACCUGAUUCAAAGCAUCCCUGAAAUACCAUUAUCAUUUUACACUUCCCUCCAGUAUCUGGAUUUAAGCUUCAACCAGAUAAGCUUCAUCACAUCUGGAGUGUUUGCACACAUGACAAGUUUGCUGGAAAUAAAUUUAGCCAAUAAUCAUUUACAUGAGCUUACUCAGAAUGGGACAGAGGGGAUUGGACUUUUGCCCAAGGUGGAAAUAAUGGACUUGUCCCACAACAAUCUUUACAGUGGGAUGGCUGAGUAUUUCAUUAAUCAAGCUCCAACACUGCAGUAUCUUUCCUUGGCAGACAACAGUAUUGUAAUGAUAUCACACAAGAUGUUUCGGGGAUCUCCCGGUCUUGUGGAGAUAGAUCUUCAGAGAAAUAUCAUCAUGGAAAUAGAAGAAGGUGCUUUUGACACUCUAGCAAACCUUUCCAAGCUGAAUCUCUCCACAAAUUCAAUUACUUGCAUCUCUGAUUUCAACCUCAGGCAGUUGGAGAUACUUGACCUUAGCAGGAAUAGCAUUGAAAUGUUCAGCAUCACAAAGUCAAAUGAGGAAUAUAGUUUAAGAUGUCUGGAUCUUAGUGAAAACAAAUUGCUUCACUUCCCAGCCUUGCCUCAGGUAAAUAAACUGGUAACUCUGAAUUUAUCAAAUAAUUUAAUCCAGCUCACUGCUGAAUCCCCUUAUAAUAAAAUGGACUACAUGGAUAAUGAAUGGAUAGAUGCUUCUUUUCAUCUUCUUGAUCAGAAACGAAGUAAAAAUACAAGUUCUCUUUAUUUAUCCCAGCUUGUAUAUUUAGACUUAAGUUAUAAUAAAAUCAAAUCCAUUCCAGAUGGGUUCUUCGAGUCAAUGUUGUCCCUUCACACCCUUAAUCUCAGCAAAAACUGUCUUGAGGCAUUUGCUAUAAAUGAUGAUAGUGCAUUGGUCUCCCUAACUGUCCUUGACUUGAGCUACAAUGCUUUGCAGAACCUUCUCCUCAAUGCUGGUGCUUUGCCAAAUUUGAGGGAGUUUCAUAUUCAAAACAACAACCUUCAGACCCUGCAAUUCGACAUAUUUUCCAGUCUUCCUAGUCUCAGUCUUCUUAACCUUCGGAGCAAUAACAUCAGCCUGUGCCACAUGUACUCGGGGUUAGCUAAGCAAAGACUUGCUGGAGAGGAAAGUGGCUGUGUGUCAUUUGUCAAUUCUCCUGCUCUCCAGUACUUGUACCUAGCAGACAACAUGCUGAACAUCCUACCAGCACGCACCUUCUACAAGACUCCACUGCUUGUCUUGGAUCUCUCCAUGAACCCUGGACUGAAAAUAGAACUUAAAGCUCUAGCAGGACUGGAAAAGUCUCUGGAAUACUUGCAUUUACAUGGCAAUAGACUGAUAGAUUUAAAUAUUGACUUGCCUUGUUUUAGUCACCUUAAACAUUUAAACCUCUCUGAAAAUCAGCUGAACUGGCUGCCUAAGUGGACUAGUGGCUCCCCACUGGAAGUUCUAGACCUACGGAACAAUAGGUUCAGUACCUUACAGGACAGCAAUAUUUUAGCAUUAGAAAAUUCACUUAAAAACUUGUAUCUCUCUGGGAACCCACUCAACUGCUGUGGAAACAUCUGGCUUUCAUCAAUGAUCCAGAACAAAAAUGUCCAGAUCCCAAACGUGGAGCACUUAACGUGCCAGUACAUUCGGAGCUUCGGGUAUUGGGAAGAAAUGCACAUUGAGAAUAUUAGACCAGAAGACUGUGAAAAAGAGGAUCUGAAGAAAAUCAACAUCAUCAUUAUAUUAACAUCUGUACUAGUUUUAUCUAUGAUCAUCAUUGGUGUGGGUUCAUUUUUUUGCUUCCGAAGGCAAAACUUUAUCCACCAGUUUAAAGCAUAGGAGCACAAAACACCCUGAAAACUGAAGAAAUGAGGUGCUAUCCUGGCACUGUGUAGAAAUGAAGGAUAAAAUUUUCAUCUUUGAGUUUCAACUGUGGAUUUUACAAUGGUUUUGAAGUGUCCCUGAACUGCACCACUGUAGUGGUCUGGGUUGCAGGAACCAGAAGGAGAAUUUGCUCUGUUUUGCACUUUCUUCAUUCACAUACAGAUCUAUUUAAAAGAUUACACAGUGUUAGAAGAAGCCAUUGGAAAGUUCUGCUGUUGUUUUGAGGGAUGUGUAAUGUAAACCAGCUUGAAAGAAAAAGACCUGUAAGGUCUUGAGACCUGAAACUUUUCACUGAGCUCAGAUGAUACCAUCAGCCAAUUAGGAAAUCCCUUCUCAAAGUUAUGUGCCUCCACAAAAUGUUUCAGUUUGGUCUGAGCUUUGCUUUUACCUAGCUGGUUAGCUCCCAACCCUUCUUAAACAGAAAUCAUACAAAGAUGUGCCAGAGUGGGUCAAAACACCAUCUUCACUCAGUGAAGUUGGUUGCAAAUUUCCCUCGAGUUCCAAAACAAUGAGAAUUUAGCUAAAAACAAACCAAACCAAACCCAAAUGGAAAUUAUAAGUAGUAUCCGUUGUGCUCCUGCCUACCAUUUAGACAGCUGACAAUGGAAACCAAUGACCAUGUGGUAGGAGUUUCUUUGGUUGUCUCAGUGUUUUUGUUAGGAUGUUGCUCCAGUCACUGGGGCAAGACAUGAGAGCUAGAUGAGGUCAAUUAGUUCUGGCACUUAGUAGCCACGAGGGAUUUAAAAGAAAUCUCAAGCAUGCUGAUAUGUUACCCAGAUCUGCUCAGAAGGUCACAGGUCCACAGUUUAACUAAAAGAGGAGAAAUUAGUCUCUCAUGUGCAAUACAUAUUUAACUGGGUAUAAUGUGAAGAAAUUAAUCUCUGGGGUGAAUACUUUGCAAUAGAAAAAUCUUGGAGAGGGAAUUUCAACCAGCUGGAAUUGGAGUGAAAUUCUUCCUUUCUAAGGAAAACUGUGGGAAAUUCACGGCAUACAGUUGCAUUUCAAUAUAAAAGAACAAUAUAUCUGUUUUUAAAGGUCAUGGAAGGUUAGACUGCAAGAAUAUACCAUUGUGAAAUGAUACACAGGGAACCUAGUCCUGUGCCAAUAUUCAGAUCAGAUGUUCACUGUGUCACCCUAAAAAGAUAUUAUUGCCAAGAGGACAGGCUGUGAGAAAAGUUAUGUAGAUUCUCAUUCUGUGAUGGGUUGAACACAGCUAAUAUGCUAUGUUGCUAAAAGUCAACAGUGACAUGUAUUUUGUUCCCUACCCUGACAGAAAAUUCACCCUUUUGAAGUGAAGAAAAGCUCACCAACAAUGGGAGCUUGACCUGCUAAUGGGGUGCAAUGGCUUCAAAAGUAACUAUAUCAGGUCUUCUGUUAAUGCCACGAAUUGUACAUUAAGGCAUAUAACAGAAAUAGAGGUCAAACCAAAACCUCUCCAGGUAAAUAACUCAGAGUGAAAUUGCUGCUUCAUUUCUGUUUCUUCAAGCUAGUGAAUAUAAAAAUUAACACACUACAAAAGGGUGUAUAAUUCUAUUUUUAAAGCAGCUAUGUAAGAAAGUGACUGAUGGAUUUCACUGUGGAAUUUUGUAUAAUAAAAACAUAGUUGAAUUUUUAAAAAA